AUGUCUAAAGCUGGAACCAAGAUUACUUUCUAUGAAGACAAAAAUUUUCAAGGCCGCCGCUAUGACUGUGAUUGCGACUGUGCAGAUUUCCACACAUACCUAAGUCGCUGCAACUCCAUUAGAGUGGAAGGAGGCACCUGGGCUGUGUAUGAAAGGCCCAACUUUGCCGGGAACAUGUACAUCUUACCUCAGGGCGAGUACCCUGAAUACCAGCGUUGGAUGGGCCUCAAUGACCGCCUCUGCUCUUGCAGAGCUGUUCAUCUGUCCAGCGGAGGCCAGUAUAAGAUUCAGAUCUUUGAGAAAGGGGAUUUUAGUGGUCAGAUGUAUGAAACCACUGAAGAUUGCCCUUCUACCAUGGAGCAAUUUCACGUGCGAGAGGUUCACUCCUGUAAGGUGCUGGAUGGUGUCUGGAUUUUCUAUGAGCUACCCAACUACCGUGGCAGGCAGUAUCUCCUAGACAAGAAGGAGUACCGGAAGCCCGUCGAUUGGGGUGCAGCUUCCCCAGCGGUACAGUCUUUCCGCCGCAUUGUGGAGUAA
Messenger RNA from Cynocephalus volans (Philippine flying lemur), 537 nucleotides. It is a transcript of the gene CRYGS, whose product is annotated as crystallin gamma S. The transcript is spliced from 3 exons. Gene Ontology annotation, molecular function: structural constituent of eye lens. Bases 1 to 537 code for a protein of 178 amino acids. Lineage: Eukaryota; Metazoa; Chordata; Mammalia; Dermoptera; Cynocephalidae. Gene Ontology annotation, biological process: lens development in camera-type eye; visual perception. The record is from RefSeq and is a predicted model, not a curated record.